Messenger RNA from Onthophagus taurus, 1547 nucleotides. RefSeq names its product serine protease 45-like. The record is from RefSeq and is a predicted model, not a curated record. Lineage: Eukaryota; Metazoa; Arthropoda; Insecta; Coleoptera; Scarabaeidae. Gene Ontology annotation, molecular function: serine-type endopeptidase activity. Gene Ontology annotation, biological process: proteolysis.
UUCAUAAAAGUAGAAUGUCUCUUAAAAUCAACAUACAUAUACUUAUAGCCAUAAUUCUACAAACAGUAGAUAAUUCUUCAAAGAACAGUUUAUCUCAAAUUUUUAACCAUCAUGUUUUUUUAUGAAUAAUGUGGAAUUUCCAAGGCGUCAUAAACAGCAAUUUAGUUCUUGGUUCAACCACAUACUUUCCUGAUAAUCUAUGUACGAAUUAAGUAAUCGUCCUUGACUUUGUUAUAAAUACAGAAACUCCUGAUUAAAAAGGUCAGUUUUGUAUUGAAUUCGAAAAUAGUAAACAUGAGUAAGAAAAUCUUAAUAGCAUUUACAUUUUGUUCCAUUUUAUCAAUUUGUAUUUCACAAAAAUCUGAUAAUGAUUGUAUUCUUCCUGAACACCCUCCAAAUGCACAACUUUCUUUAACUGAUAAAAAAGAUUACAUACCAAAUACUUUUGUUCCAACUUCAACAACGAUAAAAAUAACGUGUAAUCCUGGGUAUACACCAAAAAAUUUUAGAAUAGAUGGAAUUUCGUAUUGUAUCAUAGGAAAGUGGACAGGAGAUUUAAUCGAAAAUCCUUGCCAAAAAUCUUGCCAAUUACACGAUUACGAAGAAACCAUGGAUUUCGAUUGUUCAUUAAAUUCAAAAAAAAUAAAUUGUUCUGAAUCCACGGAAGGUACAAAAAUUGUUACAAAGUGUAAACCAUUUUUUAAUUCAGAACCACGAACCACAUCAACUUGUUCGAAUGAUCAAUGGACACCUGAAUUAAAACCGUGUAGCUUAGAAUGUGGAUUAGUUAGUAAACCACAAAUUUUAGUCGUUCAAGGCGCUUCAAAAGAAUCCAAUAUACUUCCUUGGGUUAUUUCUAUUACAAAAAAUAAUGAUCCAAUAUGUUUGGGAAGUCUAAUUUCUCAUAAACACGUACUAAGCGCUGCGCAUUGUUUUGUAGAUUUUAAUGGAGAUGUUUCAGAUACGAAUAAUUAUAAAGUUAUUGCUAAUGAGGACGAAAAUAAGCAAAUCAGAGAGGUUGAAAAAGUGUUUGUUCACGAAAAAUUUCGCGGAAUGUUGUUAAAUUAUAUUAACGAUAUCGCCGUAAUUGUUGUAAAGAGUUUUGUGAUUAACUUAUCGAUUCAACCCGUUUGUUUUGAUGACAAUGAAAAUAGCUUAACGAAAAAUAUUGAAGGAAUAGCAUUUGGGGUUGAAGAAAAAAACAAAUUUAAACUAGAAAAACUUAUUAUGAAGUUUGAAGAUAAAACAGCUUGCAAGGAAAAAUUACCACAAGUUUUUUUCGAACACUAUUAUAUGCCAGAUAAAUUUUGCGCAAGUUUCUCUGAAAAAAGAAAUUGUGGAUUAAGCGGAAGUGGGUUUUAUACAAAAUCGAAUGGAAAAUAUUAUAUAAGAGGCAUACUAACUUUGGCACCAGCAACUGCAAAUGGAUGCAAUGCUACCUUACCUUCGCUUUUAACAAGCAUUUCAUCACACUUUAAAUGGUUAAAAGAAAUUAUGAAAAACAAAUAAUCAAAUUUAAUUAAUGAAAAGUGUUUUAAAAAUAAAGA